AUGGCGGUGUUUCACAACGAGGUGGAAAUCGAGGCCUUCCAAUAUGACGAGGACCUGGAGACGUAUUUCUACCCCUGCCCUUGUGGCGAUAACUUUUGCAUCACUAAGGAAGAUUUGGAGAAUGGGGAAGAUGUGGCAACGUGUCCUAGCUGCUCUCUCAUUAUAAAAGUGAUUUAUGACAAAGAACAGUUUAUGUGUGGAGAAACAGUCCCAGCCCCUUCCACCAACAAAGAAUUAGUUAAAUGCUAAACAAAGACUUUUGGAAUCCAAAUCCUGAACAUUCAGGAAUGAGCCAAGCUGGAAAAUCAAGACACAGUUCCUGGCUUCCUCAUGGGGACAACCGCUUUGUAGUUUGCUGCUGUGGAUUCUUUCCAUCGGCUGCAAGUUCAUCUCCAAUUAAAGAAGCAAGUCCAUGACAUGCCAUACCUGGAUUUCAUGCUUAGAACUUUGAAUUGGAAAAAGUGUUCUUGAGUUUCCACAUGAAUUUAAAGGAAGGUCAUUUCCAGUCAGUGCUUUC
Eptesicus fuscus (big brown bat) is the source of this 517-nucleotide messenger RNA. Its product is annotated as diphthamide biosynthesis protein 3-like. The transcript has a single exon. The coding region runs from base 1 to 249 and encodes 82 amino acids. Gene Ontology annotation, biological process: protein histidyl modification to diphthamide. The record is from RefSeq and is a predicted model, not a curated record. Gene Ontology annotation, molecular function: metal ion binding. Lineage: Eukaryota; Metazoa; Chordata; Mammalia; Chiroptera; Vespertilionidae.